CAAAGUGGUUAUUGGAUGAAACGCUCGAGUUUUCUGUUCAGUAUAAAUAUCACUUAUAAAAGUUAUAGUAAUCAAAUAGAGUGUGCAGGAUUAUUGAUAAAAUAACUCAUAUACCAAAGGUUACAUCAAAUAGAAACGGAAAAUGGCUAGCCCGGAUAAGAAACGGAAAAUAGCUCCCAAGGUUUUUAACGAUCCUAUCCAUGGUAAUAUAGAGUUACAUCCCUUGCUGGUGAAGAUCGUAGACACGCCGCAAUUUCAACGCCUAAGAUUCAUUAAGCAACUCGGUGGCAAAUAUUUCGUGUACCCCGGUGCAUCACAUAACAGGUUCGAGCACUCCAUCGGUGUUUGCCACCUAGCCGGACGAUUCGUGCGAACUCUUAGAGACAAGCAACCGGACCUGGACAUAAAAGAUGAAGAUGUACUUUGUGUUGAAAUCGCAGCCUUGUGCCAUGACCUUGGACACGGACCAUUUUCUCAUGUCUUUGAUAUGAAAAUUAUUCCUAAAGCGUGGGAAAUGGAUGACCGUAAAAAUAAUGAAAAAUGGAAACACGAGCAAGGCUCGAUCGACAUGUUUGAUCACAUGCUGAAAGUAAAUGCAGGACUUGCAAAAGAAUUCAACGAUAUGAAAUUCACGAACGGUAAGAAAUUCACGGAAAAGGAUAAAACAUUUAUUAAAGAAUUGAUAAAUGGGCCAAAAAAAGAUGACCGCAAAGGAAGAACGAAAGAAAAAUGGUUUCUAUACGAGAUUGUUUCCAACGACCGAAAUCAGAUAGAUGUCGACAAGUGGGACUACUUUGCACGUGACUGUCAUAUGUUGGGUAUUGGAAACAAUUUUAAUCACAAUCGAUUAAUAUCAUUCUCGAGGGUUAUAGAAGUUGAAGGAGAACAGCAGAUUUGCUACAGAGACAAAGAAGCUACAAACCUGUAUGAUAUGUUUCAUAUCAGAAAUUUACUCCACCAGAGGGCGUACCAACACAAGACAAGCAACUGCGUCGAAAUCAUGCUGGCCGAAGCUUUGGUGUUAGCUGACAAGCACAUAACAUUCGAGGGCAAAGACGGGUAAAGGUUACUUUUGCUUCUUUAAAAAAAAAAUAAAUAAAAAAAAAAAUAAACAAAAAAAACAUAGUUAAAUAAACAAGAAAUAUCUUUAAAAAAGAUAAUCGGCGUAAAUUCAGUGCAAAAUGUCUCAUAGCUUUAGAAUAUUGUCAAAAUUAAUGAUGUAAAUACUUUAUAACAAUAUAAAUGUCUAAAGUGAAAUAUGUUUGGUGGUUACUAGUAUAAUCUAUGACAGUUGUCUAAACUUAGCUGAAACAUGUAUGCUCCUAUAAUGUCAACAAAUUAGUCAUGUUAUUAUAGAUGCUAGAAGCUUUUUUUGUCACCGUGACUUUUGACUACUGAUUUCAAAGUCAAUACCAGAUAAUAACCAACCACACUACCAAAUUUAGAGACUGCAAAGGCCACAAUCAGCUGACAACUUGAAUUUUAUUGUUAAAUAAUAUUAACUUAUAUGUAUCUGACCUUCAUUUUGUAAAAGCACUUAUGUCAAUUACUAGUACUAGGUCAUGAUAAUAACACCAAAAUCUUUUGAUGUUUAUAUCUUUUAUUUUUGAAAGAAUACAAACUGUAAUAAACAAUCAAUGGAACAUAUCAACUCUGAACUAUACUAUUUAUAAUGCCUUUUUAUCUAUCUGGCAAUGAACAUGAAUAAUUGAAG
Molecule: messenger RNA, 1714 nt
Organism: Ruditapes philippinarum (Manila clam)
Lineage: Eukaryota; Metazoa; Mollusca; Bivalvia; Venerida; Veneridae
Product: deoxynucleoside triphosphate triphosphohydrolase SAMHD1-like
Exons: 9
Coding region: 143-1063 (306 amino acids)
Biological process (GO): regulation of innate immune response; dGTP catabolic process; defense response to virus
Cellular component (GO): nucleus
Molecular function (GO): dGTPase activity
Source: RefSeq, a predicted model, not a curated record